GUGUCAAGAAGCCAAAUCUUGUUAUGGGAAUAGUUUCAAUAAAUUUAUUGAGGCAAGGCAUAGUUGUUAUUUAUCUCAGGCAUUUAGCAUCAUUGAGGGAUAAAGAAAUUGGCAUUGAAAAGGAUAAAUUUACGAAGAAAGAAAAUACUAUGAUAAUCUUAGACAAAUAG
This is a messenger RNA of Racocetra persica, 170 nucleotides long. The record is from the annotation of a GenBank genome assembly. NCBI's taxonomy places the organism in Eukaryota, Fungi, Glomeromycota, Glomeromycetes, Diversisporales, Gigasporaceae.